AUGAUAUUCAGAGAUGCCAAGCGUGUGUACCAUUCACCGCUUGCACUUGCGCAAGAUCAGAUGUUGGGUGCACACGGAUCGCCGCAACAACAAAAUCAAAAUCAAGAGCACCUUUCCAGUCCGGAUUCCAAUCAAGAAACCGACUCUAGCGAUUCUGAAAAGUCCAAGGCAGACACAGACACGUUAAAAGGAGUCCCGAUUUUCCCCAACGGAGCGCAAACAGACAUUCCUCCACCAAAAGAAAAUGAAGAAUCGGGGCUUGUGCUGGGACAUGUGGAGGAAGAGCUUGUCGCUCCAGAGACACACAAGGAGAUUUUCUCCCAGUCUACCUUGAACAAGCAAUUCUUUUACAUCGACAUGGACGGUGCAACUAUUCUCAAUCCAAAUCUGAUUCCUCAUCCCACUGAGAACGAACGAUGGAUCGUGGUUGCUCAACUCAAAAACGCCGACCAUAUGUCUGUGGACAGUUUCGAGAUUGAGUGCACUGCCUCCUUCAGAGAUCUAGCGAUGCGCUGUGACGGCGCACCCAAAGUACUACCUAUCAAGCCGACAAGGGGAGACAAGUGCACGGGCAAGUGGGAGAUAAACAACCUGAACAGCGGCCCUCAUGACGCACGAGUCUUCAUGGGCCCCGAGUCGCCAUUCGUCGUUUACGGUUCCAAUUCCCAAUUCAUCUGUUUUGGCCAGUUUGUACAAAGCUUUCAGCACCUGAGCGAUUGGGAUUCGAAACCGAAACCUCCCUUGUUUGAGACGGGGACAGAGAUGCAAAGACCCGAGCCUUCAGGAAACCAGGUUGAGAAGAACUGGUUCCUAUUUUGGGACGCGGAGGGGAACAUGUACACCCAUUAUGAUGCGUAUCCGAAACGAGGGUUUUCACGAUUAUACUCAGACGGAACAACAGGUCCUGAUCUUGCGCUACUAGCCGCUGAGAGUGAUGGCAAAUGCCUGGACAAAUAUAUGCCCAAGCUGGCUACGGAGAAUGAAUGGAUACACCAGGCGACAAACUCGCUUCUCCUUACCAUGUGUCGCCGGAGCGACCAGACUUGCGUCCGGUCAGAAGAAAAUACCUUCAUUAUCACCAUAAUUCAGCAGAAAGUUCUCCAAGGACUACGCUCUGUAUACGAGCCGUACGUGAUGGUUUUCAAUCAGCGGGCACCCUUCGCGAUCCACGGAAUAUCCAAGAGACCGUUGUGGAUUCAUGGGAGGAAGCCACGGCUAGAUCAGAGCACAACCGAUAUGUUCUAUGUUACCUCAAUGGGAUGGAAAAGCCAGGGUCAGAAGAAUCAUGGAUAUCUGGACGAUCACUUAUUCUUGGCGUUUGGGAUAGAGGAUGAGAUGGGAGGGGCGAUUGAUAUCGUUGCCAAUGAUUUGGUCGAUGAUUUGGGGCUAUGCUACGAAGCCUGA
Messenger RNA from Clonostachys rhizophaga, 1404 nucleotides. Lineage: Eukaryota; Fungi; Ascomycota; Sordariomycetes; Hypocreales; Bionectriaceae. The record is from the annotation of a GenBank genome assembly.